UCUAAUGGUAUUGAAUAGUGGCUGUAAAACAUUGCUUGUCGAUGCUACCUUUGUCCCAGGUCAGGAUAAGUGCUUUGCUCUAUCAGGAUCAGGUGCAUUUGUGCCUCAACUCAGAGCUAUUGAUUUGGUCACGGAGUGUGCUCGCUAAAUCUUUUCUGUGUUUAUGUGCAGAAGCAUGGCUCGUAAGGCCGUUUGUUGUGGUCUCGGUAGCCUGGAGCUGCUGCUUAUGGUUCUGUUCCUGCUAAUGACUGGAAUAUCAGUGGGACUCAUCACAGUCUUAGCCGUCAACCUCAACUCUCAAACACAGGAGCCAGAGGAAACUGUUCCUUCAGCAAAGCCUCCAGAGAACCCCUUUCUGAUUGGCGUGGGACGAGCAGAUUGCACAGGACCAGUGGGAGAUAUACCCCUGAUGGGCUAUGCCAACUCGGAUCAGACAGCAGGAGGGAUCCACACUCGUUUGUUCAGCAGGGCUUUCAUUGUGGAUGAUGGCAGCAAGAGGGUGGUCUUCGUGAGUGCAGAAAUAGGCAUGGUCUCCCAAAGGCUGAGACUUGAGGUGCUGAAGGAGCUUGAGCUGAAAUAUGGAGAUCUCUACAGGCAAGACAACGUGAUUCUGAGUGGAACGCACACACAUUCUGGCCUGGCAGGAUAUUUCCAGUACACUCUGUUCAUGAUCACCAGUAAAGGCUAUAUCAAGUCAUCUAUCCAGCCCAUUGUCAAUGGAAUUGUGAAGAGUAUUGAUGUGGCACAUAAUAAUAUGAGGCCUGGGAGAAUCUUUCUGAACAAAGGAGAAAUUGUGGGCAGCAACCUCAACAGAAGCCCACAUUCAUACAUGAACAACCCUAAAGAGGAGAGGGAAAGAUACAAAUCCAAUACAGAUGAGCAGAUUGUGACCCUGAAGUUUACAGAUUUGGAUGGGGAUGGAAUGGGGAUUUUCAGCUGGUUUGCUGUUCAUCCAGUCAGUAUGAAUUAUACCAAUCGCAUGGUGAGCUCAGACAACCUUGGCUACGCUUCCUAUCUGUUUGAGCAAGAGAAAAACAUUGGCUCGUUACCUGGUGAGGGUCCAUUUGUAGCAGCAUUUGCCACCAGCAACAGUGGAGAUGUAUCUCCCAACACUCGUGGCCCAUACUGUGUUAACACAGGAGACAAAUGUGACUACCUCAACAGCUCCUGUCCCAUUGGUGGGACUAAAAUGUGUGUUGCUUUUGGGCCGGGGGAUGACAUGUUUGAAAGCACCAGAAUUAUAGGAGAGAAUAUCUACAGAAAGGCGAAGGAGCUGUAUGGCAGUGCUGAGAAGGAGCUGCAUGGCAGUGUCCACGCUGCUCAUCAGUGGGUCAACAUGACAGACGUCACUGUCCAGCUUAACUCCACCCACAGUGUUAAGACAUGUAAACCUGCACUUGGCCACAGCUUUGCUGCAGGAACAAUAGACGGAGGAGGAGAUCUUAACUUCACACAAGGGGCAGUUGAAGGAGAUCCGUUUUGGGAUGGUAUUAGGGACACUCUCUUCGGAACUCCCUCCACAGAGAUUCAAGACUGUCAGAACCCCAAACCGAUUCUCUUCAGUACUGGUGAGAUGAAUUGGCCUUUCCCGUGGCACCCAGCCAUAGUGGACGUUCAGAUUAUCACCAUCGGUUCGGUGGCCAUAGUGGCAGUCCCAGGAGAGGCGACCACUAUGUCUGGGAGAAGGAUCAGAGAGGCUGUCAAACAGGAGCUGGAGAUGCAUAAUACAUUCACCAACACAGAAGUUGUCGUUACUGGUCUCUGCAACGUCUACACACAUUACAUUACUACCUUUGAGGAGUACCAGGUGCAGCGAUAUGAAGGUGCUUCCACUAUCUAUGGGCCUCACACUCUGUCAGCCUACAUCCAGCACUUCAGAGGCCUGGCCAAAGCCAUCGUAGAGGGUAAAGUGGGGGAGUUGCCGAAAGGUCCUGAGCCUCCUUUUUUCAGUAAUGUCUUCUCUCUACUGGCAGAGCCACCGGUGGAUAAAGUGCCAGAAAACACCACCUUCGGCCAAGUUUUAGAGCAGGUCGAUUCACUGUAUAAAGUGGGAGAGGUUGUGUCCGUGACUUUUGUUGCUGGUAAUCCCAGAAACUCUGGGGACAUGAGAGGCAAGACCUUCAUCACAGUGGAAAAGUUUCACAACAGCACUGACACAUGGGAGGUCAUUCAUACAGAUGCAUCGUGGGAGACAAGAUUUCACUGGAUUAAAGGGUCUGGUGGGCAGAGCAACGCCACAGUGGAGUGGCACAUCCCUCUCUCAGCAGAGUCCGGCACUUACAGGAUCCGACACUUCGGCCACUAUAAACAGCGCGUGAUUAUUACCCCUGUAAUCACCGCAUAUGAGGGAGCUUCAGAUGUAUUCCAAGUUACGAAAACACUCUAUUCCCACUAAUGUGCCUUCCCCUUUAACUGUCUGUUCCUUCUAACACUCUUUGACAUUCUGCCUAUUCAUUUUAACAUUAAACUCUGUUCCCUCUGAA
Molecule: messenger RNA, 2483 nt
Organism: Colossoma macropomum (tambaqui)
Lineage: Eukaryota; Metazoa; Chordata; Actinopteri; Characiformes; Serrasalmidae
Product: neutral ceramidase-like
Exons: 21
Coding region: 164-2395 (743 amino acids)
Biological process (GO): sphingosine biosynthetic process; long-chain fatty acid biosynthetic process; ceramide catabolic process
Cellular component (GO): extracellular region
Molecular function (GO): N-acylsphingosine amidohydrolase activity
Source: RefSeq, a predicted model, not a curated record